This is a messenger RNA of Pangasianodon hypophthalmus (striped catfish), 2005 nucleotides long. RefSeq names its product olfactory receptor 5V1-like. Lineage: Eukaryota; Metazoa; Chordata; Actinopteri; Siluriformes; Pangasiidae. Gene Ontology annotation, biological process: G protein-coupled receptor signaling pathway. The record is from RefSeq and is a predicted model, not a curated record. The coding region runs from base 345 to 1298 and encodes 317 amino acids. Gene Ontology annotation, molecular function: olfactory receptor activity; G protein-coupled receptor activity. The transcript has a single exon. Gene Ontology annotation, cellular component: membrane.
UCUUUCCUGUAUGUUCUCAGGCAAAAGAGGGGCAGGAAAUAGAGCUUCAGUGAGCUUCAUCAUACAUGCUUAGAGAUGCAUAUAAAUAAAGGUGCAUCCUUUUUACAGAUCAGUUCUUACAUUUAAUAUAACAUAAAGACAAACAUUAGCGCCUCUCCUGACAAUCCAAUUGCAAAAUUUUGCAGUCAUGCUUCUAGAAUUACAAAAGCUCUACAGAUAAACUCUUUUUUGUUUUAUAUUACUGUGUAUCAUUGACUUUUGAUGAAUUUAGGUUAUUAAGGAGCAAUCACAAUUAAUGUCAUUUUUUAACUGGAGGAUUAAACUGCUUGCAAAUUUAAGUCAACAUGGUUAACAAUAAUUCAAGGAAAGUGAUCACUGAAUUUGUUUUUGCUGGAUUUGAUAAUGUAGAAAGACCACUGGCUGUUGGUGUGGUAAUGCUGAUAUUGUACAUACUUACUAUGGUUGCUAACACUGUAAACAUAUGCUUUAUUGUCAUGGAUAAACGUCUGCACCAGCCAAUGUACAUUUUUAUCUGCCACUUAGCAAUUGUAGACAUGCUCUACUGUACAAGUUCAUAUCCAACUAUGAUAGGUAUUCUUCUCAUUGGCUAUAAAACUAUAUCCUACAAACCAUGCAUAGUUCAGAUGUUUGCCUUCCAGUAUAGUGGAUCAAUGGAGAUGUUUGCUAUUGCUGUCAUGGCCUUUGACCGUUUUGUUGCUAUAAGCAUUCCAUUACGGUACAGUUCUCUUCUGACAAAUUUGCGAUGUGUUUUAAUAACUAUUUUACUCUGGUUGGUGGUUGCUUCAGUUUUGUCCAUGCUACUUGCUUCUAUUGAAUCUCUACCAGUUUGUUACUCUACUGUAAAGUACACGUUUUGUGACUAUGCAUCUAUUAUAAGGGCAAGUUGUGCAGACCCAGAGCCAUAUUUUAAUGAUGCAUCUAUCCUAACAACCUGUCUAAUUUUUGGAACAUUCAGUUUCAUCUGCUUAUCUUAUAUAAAGAUUUUUAUUGUUAUUUCAAGAAUGACCUCAAACACUGACAAGAAAAAAGCCAUACAUACUUGUUUAAGUCACAUUAUAGUCAUAACCUGCUACUAUGUACCCACUUUCACACGAAUAGUCCUCACCAGGGUUGGUGUAGUUUUAACAUUGGAGGAACGAAAUGGGUUGAUGGUGGGACCAAUUAUUGUCCCAUCUUUAGUUAAUCCUUUCAUAUACUGCUUUAGAACCAAGGAGAUCAGAAAUAAAUUGUUUAAAAUAUUUUCAAAAGUUGAACCAGUUGUAAAAAGAAAGCAAUAAGUUUAGACACAUAGGGAAUACCUUUUAGUUUGCUAUUAUACUUUAAGUACACUUUAUUAAUUUGUAAGCUACAAGUCAGUUUGAAUUAUUGUAUGAAGUUCUGUAACCCAUUCACAAUGAAAUUUUCUUGAGAACAGUUGCUAUUCGACUUCCAAAUUUCCUUUUUGUACAUUUUUAUUGUUUGAAAAAAACAGGCCUACUAAAUUUUCCUUUACUGAUUUCAUUUAAUCAUGUUUAAUUUAUAAAUAAGCAAACAUUUUGAAACAAAGCCUAACAAGAACAAUAAGACAAUGUCUCUUAAAUGGAUGGUGGUAGAUUUUUUUAAUGAGCAAAUAAAAACAACUGGGUAAACUGCAUGUCAGCUUUUGGAAAGACAUUAUUCAGUGGGUUAUUUAUCCCAAUUAUUGAAGUCUUGCUGGGAAUGGCUUUAAAGUUGUUGCACAAAACUGAAUUGGGACAUAAUGGCCUGGCAUUAAAUUUAAAAGAUGCUGGGCCAAAUUAAUUUUAGUAUUUUUUGGUCAAACAGAAAAAAAUGGAUUAACAUUGCUGUCUGUAUGAUUAUGUUUUGCAUAUGUCUAUCCCUGAUUUUUCCAGACGUCUGCUCCUAUUUCUAAAACUGCUACAAAAGUGCAAAUGUUCUUUUUGAGUGUUCUUUAUAAAUUUUAAUAAGCUGUUCUGAUUAAUUACUACUGAUAAAUUUGAUGGAG